AUGGAACUCCUCUGGCUUGACGAGGAUGCGAAAAGUGGGAAGCAAACAAUGAUGAGUCGCCAGUCUGCUUGGAUGCCUGGCAAGAAUGCUCCUUGGGAGUCAAUGAGAGGGAGCCCUGACGAGAAGAAGUUCUUUGGUCGUGGGGCGUUCGGAGGGCAUGUGUUUGCCCAAGCACCACUGGCAGCUGCCAGGGUCGUGGAAAAAGAUGACGGUCAGACACCAGCAAAAGAAAGACUGGGCAUUCACGUACGGGAAUAGCCAAGCUCAGAAUUUUAUGGUGAAUAGGGGCUAACCUGAGUACCUCUCUUCUAGUCUAUCCAUGGUGUUUUCACCAACCCGGGCUUCAUAGAUCGCCCAUUCAUCUAUGAAGUCGCCAAAGUAUCCUCUAGUCGCUCAUUCUCAACUCACAUAAUCAAUGCGAGGCAACCUAAGGAGCCUUCAGGCACCCCAAACGGGCCAUUCCCUCCGUCGGAUGCUCAACUGCCACUGGGAGAUGUCUGCUUCACCUGCGUCACUACGUUUAAGCGACCCCUUAUUGGUCCGUCAGAUAUACAAGACGAAAUACCUCCGCAAAAACGAUUCGCAAGCAUCCUGGAGUCUCGGGCACCGGACGAAUGGGAAGCCAGUCCCCAGGCUGACAUUGAUCUGUUACGCGAGAAUUUCCCCGUCAAAGGCCAUGUCUGCUUUCCGAUUCUUGACAUGUACAAAGUUGAUAUGACGGAAUUUAACAAGGACAAAGCUAUUUCUGACCGUCGACAGCUUAUCUUAUACCGUCUCUAUAAGCCCCUGCCAGCAGAAGACGUCAACGCACAUAUCACUUGUCAUGCCUUUGAAGCUGAUCGCAAUGGAUUCAUCAUGCUGGGAAAUCACCUUGGAUAUGGCUAUAACAUGGGUCCAGUUGCAAGUUUGAGUUAUUCAUUCUACGUCCAUGUGAACGCAGAAGAGGCGGUUAUGCGAGGGGACGGAUGGUGGAUCCAAGAAGUAUACUGGCCUCGGGUUAGUGCUGGGAGAGGGAUGAUGGAGAGCAGGAUUUGGAGUCCAGAAGGAAUACACGUAG
Messenger RNA from Clonostachys solani, 1057 nucleotides. NCBI's taxonomy places the organism in Eukaryota, Fungi, Ascomycota, Sordariomycetes, Hypocreales, Bionectriaceae. The record is from the annotation of a GenBank genome assembly.